Molecule: messenger RNA, 228 nt
Organism: Iphiclides podalirius (scarce swallowtail)
Lineage: Eukaryota; Metazoa; Arthropoda; Insecta; Lepidoptera; Papilionidae
Source: the annotation of a GenBank genome assembly
AUGUCGACACCCCCUCGAGAAACUAUUCAAAAACAAAUACAACAGGAUUGGGCUAACAGAGAAUAUAUUGAAGUAAUCACGGGAAGUAUUAAAAAAAUUACUGAUUUCCUGAAUUCUUUUGAUAUGUCUUGUCGGUCCCGUCUUGCCACUUUGAAUGAAAAAUUAACCUCACUGGAGAGAAAAAUAGACUACUUGGAAGCCUGUGUAACAAAAGGAGAAACAUUGACU